Molecule: messenger RNA, 3171 nt
Organism: Calypte anna (Anna's hummingbird)
Lineage: Eukaryota; Metazoa; Chordata; Aves; Apodiformes; Trochilidae
Gene: MRPL15
Product: mitochondrial ribosomal protein L15
Exons: 6
Coding region: 136-1020 (294 amino acids)
Biological process (GO): translation
Cellular component (GO): mitochondrial large ribosomal subunit
Molecular function (GO): structural constituent of ribosome
Source: RefSeq, a predicted model, not a curated record
GCCUCCUUCCGCGCCCCGCCGGACGGGCAGGCUACACGACACUGUUGGGAAGGAGCGGGAGGCGCGGUUUACGGUUCUGCCGUAAAGCAGCUCGGCCGAGGAAGCGUCGCUGUCGCCCUUGGGAGCUGAGGGGACAUGAGCGGGAUCGUGGGGAAUAAGGCCCUGGAGAUGCUCCGCUCCCUGCCCAGGGUCAGUCUGGCCAACCUAAGGCCUAGCCCAGGCUCCAAGAAAAGGGAGAGAAGACGUGGCCGUGGAAGAUACGGAGGUAGAAAGUGUGGUCGGGGACACAAAGGAGAAAGACAAAGAGGAAAUCGUCCCCGAUUAGGCUUUGAGGGUGGUCAAACUCCAUUUUACUUAGUCAUACCAAAAUAUGGAUUUAAUGAGGGACAUAGCCGCAGACGUCAGUACCAACCACUCAGUCUUCAGAGGCUGCAGUACCUCAUUGAUUUGGGUAGAGUUGACCCCACACAACCAAUAGACUUAACACAGCUCACUAAUGCCAGAGGUGUAACAGUGCAGCCUCUCAAAAGGGAUUAUGGUGUCCAGCUGGUGGAGGAGGGUGCUGAUAUCUUUGCAGCAAAAGUAAAUAUUGAAGUGCAGAGGGCAUCUGAAUUAGCAAUUGCAGCCAUAGAAAAAAAUGGAGGUGUUGUAACAACAUCCUUCUAUGAUCCAAGGAGUUUGGAAAUUUUAUGCAAGCCAGUAGUGUUUUUUCUGCGUGGGCAGCCUAUUCCAAAGAGAAUGCUUCCACCUGAAGACCUGGUCCGUUACUACACGGAUGCCAGGAAUCGUGGGUACCUGGCAGAUCCAUCUAAGGUUGCAGAAGCCAGGCUUGAGCUUGCCAAGAAAUAUGGUUAUGUCUUGCCAGACAUAACCAAGGAUGAACUCUUCAAAAUGUUAAGCGCACGCAAGGAUCCCAGGCAGAUAUUUUUUGGUCUUGCUCCAGGAUGGAUCGUGAACAUGGCAGACAAGAAAAUUCUGAAACCGACUGAUGAGAGGCUGUUAAAAUACUAUAGCUCAUGAGUUCAGGACUGGAGACAACUGCAGGUGUACAGGAAACAUCUGGAGAAGGACAAGAAGGGAUGAAAUUUUUACUGGUGUUUAUCAACCAGCCCGGAUUUUGGCUUCACUCAACAAACUGCCUUGUCAAUUAAUGAGCAUCUGUAAUCACAAAACAAAAUAAACGAAGUCUUCUAUUCUCAUGCAGAUUAAAUAAUGUAAAAUCCAAAUAUUAAUAAAUAGAAAUUCACUAAUUUUUGACAAUUUACUCUUCAGCUUCUAUUGUUUCUUGUUAGUCUGUGUUAGAUGCUAUCAGUAAUGGUUAUUCUCCUGGAUUGUUGUUUUAAGUAUAGGUGAAACAUAGCAAAACAAAAUCAAUAUAAAAUUGGAUUGUGAAUAGCAGGAAUUUGGUCUUAGUGGUGUUAACAUUCAUAUUUUAUAAGGUGCACAACACUUUUUUGGCACUUUAAUAGUAAUACUGUGUGCCAAAAAAAGUAUAGCUAGUGUUAACUUGAAUGUGAAGUAAAUAACUUUCUCACUUUAGAUGUAUCCUGUUCUGCAUCCUGAUGAUUGUUGGUUUGGAAACUUAAAUGACAAGCAAUACUUUUUUUUUAUGCUUUUUUUUUUUUUUUCCUUCUUUUUGUUAUUACAAUACUUAUGCCUCCAUUUGGGAAGGACUUGGAGGAGGGGAAGAGUAUUUAUUGCCUUCCCUUAUUUGUACCAUAAUGUUUCUGUUUUUAUGAAUCGAUUCACAAUUGUAUUUUGUGGAGGUGCUGGUACUCAACAGGAAAGCUACUUAACUGGAAGUGAAGAAGGAAGUUAGUCAUAUUAGUGAAGACCAGAAGACAAAAGUGUUUAUGUAUCAUUGUGUAUUUUUGGGAGGAGAAGAGGGGGGGAAGGCAACUUUGUUUCCAUUCCUGCUCUUUGUAUUAAGAUGAACAAAUUGCUCUCAGUGAUUUUUUUUUUUUUUAAUUACUUUUUUCAAAUCUACUUUGAUACACACACGCGUGCACACGCUGGUUUCUGUAGGUUUCUAAAUGGUUUUCAGGUGAAAGGGUAACUUGGAUAAAAUGAUAACAGUGAAAGAAAGAAUGAAAACAGGAAACAGAUGUCUGGUGACGUCGAGGGAUUGGAUAGCACUUAUUCAGUGAACGACAUGUUAGUCACAAAGCAGCUGUAUCCUGGCUCUGAUACUAUAACACUACAAAUACCUUGGAGCCAAAACAGCCACGUUCCACCAAAUCCGGUCAUUCUGCUUUAUAAAGGUGAUCUUUUAUCAUCUUAUAAUCAGAGAGGGCAGAAAGGGCUGUAUGUUGCUUUAUUUACAAUAUGCAGUGCUUGUCUUUUUUUCUCGCUUCUGUUUACAGUAGCUGGUAUUUUAUAAUGGUUGUUCUGAUUUUUAUUUACUAGUGAAAAAAGUGGCAAGGCUAUAGAGGAUUUCCUGUUCAUUUAAUCUCAUCAGGAACACAAAUCUCCUGGCAACUGAAUAUGGAAUUAUCAAAAACAGAAGCAACUUAUUGACAAGGUUUCUAAUAAAUUUGUAAUAAACAGCCUUGCAGUGGACUGGUGUUUAUAUGAGGCUCAGACUCGCUGGCGCAAGACUCUAAGCCACCACUGGCAUCUCAGGCGGUUCUUUUUACUUAGGAAUAUGUACCCUGUUUUCAUGUUCGUAAGAUAAAUGAUUGCCUUGGAUAUCCUGUUUUGAUAGGGUUUUUUUCAUACUCAACAAUGUAUUGCCCAGCACGAAGCACCCAAUCUGCUGUAACCGGAAAAGCUCUGUCAAGUAGCUGAGGAGAAGAAACACUUGUGCAGUAAAAUACUGAAAGGCAUAUCCAUUUUUAUCAACAACAUUAUGAUUUCAGUGGUUCCUAGAUAAAAAUGAUUUACAUAUCUGAGGCUGAAAUCAAAAUACAGGACUCUGAACAAGUGCAUACCUUGUUCUAUCACACCUUGGUAACUGAAAAUCACCUAUUAUGAGAUGGACUACUACCUCCAGUCAGCAAUACUGCACUUGCAGGUGGCUGUCUGCAAACUUGAAGUGAAGCAAGUUGAAAUAAAUUAAUUUCUCCUUCCACCUUUAUGUAUAACAACAUGCUGGCUUUUGAUUCAUUAUACUUUGUAGUAUACUAUUUGUGUUUAAUAGUUGACUGUGCCAUUCACUGAUUUCCAAAAAAA